AUGGCACUUUCCGAGAAAGAUUGUUCCGCCAUACCUCCUCCAAUAUCGUUGUCGUUUUUCACGACGGCCGUCUCCGCAAUCCUGAUAUUUUUUACAGUGCCGCCGAACUUUCUGAUCUGCUGGGCGGUUUGUAGGGAAAGACGAAAACUGCUACGAAAUGCGUUCAACUGCUUGGUCGUCAAUUUGGCAUUUGCUGACCUCGUUGUCGGACUUAUCGUGCUGACGAUUUCGGCGUAUGUUCACCUGCUCGAGGCAUUAACAACUCAUCCCGUUUUAUUCGUUCUUCCUGUGGUUCACGUGGCGUAUUUCAUCUGCUGUACGGCGUCAACUCUCAGCCUCACAGCAAUGGCUGUCGAUCGUUACAUCGCCGUUGUGUAUCCAGUCGCUUACAGGAACAAAAUAACCCCGAGACGAGCUGCGUUUGUUUCGACCUGUAUUUGGCUUGUCUCCAUUUUGUUACCUGUGUCGGUGUAUUUUGAGAUUGGUUUCAUCAAAUACGCUUUUGUUUUCGCCAACACGACCAUUGCUGCUACCGUUAUAAUCUUGUUCUUUUCUUACAUCGCACUUUACCGCAAACUUCGCGCACAGUUUCAGAGGUCGUCGCAACUUCAAUCUGGAAUGAAUUCUGAAACUGCCAUUAAAAAGGCUCUUGAACAUGAAAGGCGCAUAGCGAAGACAUUUGCUCUUGUGCUCGUUGCUUUCUUCAUCUCUUACACCCCUUCGUGUGUGUUUAUCUACAUUUUAAACUUCUGCCAGAGUUGUAGCUGCGUUACCAUUCACUGGUUUCGCGACCUUCAGUACAUUUCUAUCUGGGUUAACUCAACCCUCAAUCCUUUCCUUUAUUCUUGGCGAAUUCCAAGCCUGAAAGAAGCUAUUUUAGCUGGAAUUCCCUUUAAAAGGAGAAGGACAGAAAAUCAAGUGACUGACGGGCAGGAACUGACUAGGGUUAACGAGCGAAAAAAGUAGUCAGU
This is a messenger RNA of Stylophora pistillata, 971 nucleotides long. RefSeq names its product adenosine receptor A1-like. The record is from RefSeq and is a predicted model, not a curated record. Lineage: Eukaryota; Metazoa; Cnidaria; Anthozoa; Scleractinia; Pocilloporidae. Gene Ontology annotation, cellular component: plasma membrane. Gene Ontology annotation, biological process: G protein-coupled receptor signaling pathway. Gene Ontology annotation, molecular function: G protein-coupled receptor activity.